AUUUACCUGUUAACAGCAUUACUGAGUAACUUGUAUGCAUAUGUGAAUAUAGACACAUAUAUGACGCAGUAAUUUAAGACUGUACGCUAAUGAAAUUAGCACCAUAUGCUGAAAAUGUCAAAUAACCUCCACUUUGGGUUUUUUUUUACAUUAUAGAGUCCACACAAGCGAGAAAAUAACUACCAUUUAACGCAGUAAUGACAGUAGCAGUUAUUUGCUCUACUGUAGCUGAACUUCUUAAAACUACUAGAGCACAUCCAGCUGCAUGAUAGAAGCUGCUAAGUGAACUGGUCUGACUGCUAUCCAGGUCUCCACUGUUCAUUCUGGGCCUUAUCUCCACGUCAGACACGUCACUCCAGUGUGUGAGGAUCAUUUCAGGUUCCUGGUGUGUAAGCGCAAGCUGGAGAGUAAGAAGGAGGCCCUCCUCAUUCUGUCCAAAGAGCUAGAUACCUGUCAGCAGGAAAGAGACCAGUACAAGCUGAUGGCCAACCAGCUGAGAGAGCGUCACCAGGGGCUCAAAAAGAAGUACAGGGAACUCAUUGAUGGUGACCCCUCUUUGCCACCUGAAAAACGCAAUCAAGUGAACCUGGCUCAGCUGCUGAGGGACUCGAGGGAACGAGCAAAACAGCUUGCUGAGGAGGUGAAGGAGCUCACUCAGAGGCUUGCAGAGGCCCAGGGGGAUAACAAGCUCCUGAGGAUGACCAUUACUCGACAGAGGCUGGGUGAUGAAGAGGUCGGGGUGCGCCACUUCCCUGCCCAUGAACGUGAGGAUUUGGUUUGCCAGCUGGAGAGAGCAGGGCUGCAGAUGGAGGAGAUGGAGAACAACAUGAAGGCACUGACAGACGAGCUCCAGGACGUGAAGGCAGAACGCAUUGUGUUCAGAGAGAAGGCGGAGAGACUAAAUGUGGAGCUGAACCAUAUUUUGGGGAACCAUGAGGCUCGCAUCAUUGAUGUGGACGCCCUUUGCAUGGAAAACAAGUAUUUGCACGACCGUUUAAACCAGGUGCAAGAGGAGGUGAACCUGCUGAAGUCAAACAUCAUGAAGUACAAGACAGCCCUGGAGAGGAGGAAAAACUCCAGCACAUAUGGGAAAUCAAAUAACAGUCCUCUUACAGGCGUCCUCUCAGCCAAACAAGUCCAAGAGAUGCUUCUGGAAGAGCAGGGCUGCAGUCUACCAGCCACGCCUCAGUCCAUCUCUGACCUCAAGUCCCUCGCCACUGCUCUGCUGGAGACCAUCCAUGAGAAGAACUUGGUCAUCCAACACCAGAGGCACACCAACAGGAUCUUGGGAAAUAGAGUUGCAGAUUUGGAAAGGAAGCUGAAGACCUUGGAGGUUUCAGGGUUGUGGAGUCUUCCAGGGACACGAGACAGUGUCACACUAAACGAAAACCUUCAGCCAGAACUUCAUCCUACGCGUGUCACAUCUCAGCCAAAUAUGCAGCCCAGAGUGCAGCCACCCAAAGUUGUUUUAGAUGACAGAAGUUCACAUGAAUCAUCUUGGGAACGCCACAUCGCUGGCACUGACCUUGGCACAGAUGGCGUCAGCAGGGAAGACGCACCUGCACUGCUCAGCAGCCUGGAGACUCUUGACAGGGUGGAGACGAAUGGGAUUGACAGGAGAGGGGGAGAAUUGGUGACCCUUACAGAAGAUCGAGUAGGCAUCGAGCUGGAGAAGGGGCGGAGCCCUGUGGAAGAGGCAGGCCAUGAGGUAGAAGGAGUUGAUGAUGAUGAAGAGCUGGGUUCCACAGUGGAGGAAGGCGAGGAAGCAGCUCUGGCGCUGGAUGUUCCGCCCACUGAAUCAGAUCUCCAGUGGCUUUCAAUUAAACAGGCCUCUGUCAGUCAUGCAGAGGCGGGUCACCUGCCCUGCGAAUCCCAGAACGAUGAGUCUAAGAAUGUACCCGAACAUGAAGAAGCCUCGGUAUCAGUUCCAGAGAGCCAGGCUGCAGAGGUGUCGAGUACAGGCGAGUGGGACGUUCAGUGUCCCUCUGCACAGAGUGACUCCUGUCAUAGUGACAACUUGGCAUGAUCCAACUGAGAAGCUUAUUUAAAUCCUCGUCCUUGUCGUCGUUAUUGAUGACUGCAUUAAUCAUCCACUGUUGCAUUCCCACAACAUAGCCACUGCUCACGAGCUGUCUUCUUCACCGCUUUAGUCAAUAAAACAGAGAGAAAGCCCUUUUUCAGCCACAUUGACAAAGCUCGAAGUGCACUUUGUAUCUAGACAGGUUUGUUGCUACAGAGGAACGAGAAAAUCUUGAACUCGAUGGAGUUACAAACUUAAUGCCCUGCAGGAAGAAUUUAGCUAGGAAAAUAACAAAUAUGGCAACAUCCACUCCUGUGCCCCAAAUUCUCUUCUUCCUUUCCCCUGCGAUAAGAUAAUCUCAAUUGUUUGCUUUCUUCUUCCUCCUAGGGGACAUUAAUAAACUGAAUGCUGCAUUUUUGUAACUCUUAAAGGGAUUCCAAAUUGGCAUACCAAAACUUGUAAUGAAUGUGUACAUAAUUGUGAAUUAUUAAUCUUAAUACUGGAGAUUCUAUUUAUGUCUGUUUAUCAUUAUGGGCGAAUCUUACUAAUGAGUCCAUUUUUAUUUUUCCAUAUUUAACAGUUGCGUUUUGGACUGGACUACAUGUGCCUUAUAUAUGGAAAU
Archocentrus centrarchus (flier cichlid) is the source of this 2642-nucleotide messenger RNA. It is a transcript of the gene ccdc149a, whose product is annotated as coiled-coil domain containing 149a. Lineage: Eukaryota; Metazoa; Chordata; Actinopteri; Cichliformes; Cichlidae. The record is from RefSeq and is a predicted model, not a curated record. The transcript has 12 exons. Bases 482 to 2026 code for a protein of 514 amino acids.